AUGGAAGGAGAAGAUAGGAAGUCCAAUAUUGUGAAGGCCACGCCCGGCGAAGAGGGUGAGGACGCUGUGAUUUCAGUCAAAUUGGCUCCCCAGGACGGCUCAGGAGUUGUGGAAAUCCGAGCAAAGGGAAAGACGAAGAUCAAGCGACUGGUGGAUGCUUGGGCGAAGCAGAAGAGCAUCAAUCCGCAAUCUGUGCGGCUUCUUGGCCCGGAGGGACAGCGUCUCAAUCUUGAAAGCACUCUGAACGAAGCCAACAUCAAUGACGGUGACCAGAUCGACGUCAUGCUUCUGCAGACAGGAGGCGCCAGAGAGUGA
Molecule: messenger RNA, 315 nt
Organism: Acanthamoeba castellanii str. Neff
Lineage: Eukaryota; Discosea; Longamoebia; Acanthamoebidae
Product: ubiquitinlike protein
Exons: 3
Coding region: 1-315 (104 amino acids)
Biological process (GO): protein sumoylation
Cellular component (GO): nucleus
Molecular function (GO): ubiquitin-like protein ligase binding; protein tag activity
Source: RefSeq, a predicted model, not a curated record